GAAGAAGAAAGAAAUUGAAGCAAAAAAAAAAAGUAAGGAAAACGCGUUUUCUCUAAACGACUCUGUUGAACACUUGAACUUCAAUCGUCUUUCUCUCUCUCCAUUUCUUCUUUCUUUCUCGCCCACCCACCAAAUUUGGGGCAGGUUAGGGUUAGGGUUUCAAGGGAGAAAACCCCUCUCUCUCUUCAUCUUCACCUACUUAGAGAAAAAGGGGUUUAGGGCUUUUAUACAGCCCUCCAAAGGGUGCUCAAAGAUGGUUUCUUUUCUCUAUUCAGUGAUCAAAUGGCAUUUUUUAGAUAAACGACUUUGCCUGCUUUUACUCCUGUUCCUUUCAUACCUCUGGAACGGUGUUGUUUUAGCUGGUUCUGAUGAUGAAUCGGUGCUGAUUCAGUUCAAGAACUCACUGAACGACCCAUCUGGUUUGCUGUCCAGCUGGAAUGGAAAUCUGAACAAAGACAACCACUCCAAUCACUGCUCCUGGUUUGGCGUGUUUUGUGACUCCAAUUUUCGUGUUGUUUCGCUCAACAUUUCCGGGGAUGGCAAAGAAGGUAAUUCGAGUGAAAAUGAAAUUGGUUUUCAGUUUUCUUGUUCCGAUUAUACUCAGUUUCCAAUUUAUGGAUUUGGCGUUAGAAGAAAUUGUAGAGGUAUUAAAGGAAAGUUGAGUGGAAAAUUGUUGUCUGCUAUUGCUGAUCUUACUGAACUUAGAAUUUUGUCUCUUCCAUUUAACGGGUUAGAUGGUGAGAUUCCCAAAGAAAUUUGGGGCAUGAAAAAUUUGGAGGUUCUUGAUCUAGAAGGCAAUAUGUUGAAUGGAUAUCUUCCUUAUUCAUUUUCCGGGCUAAAAAAGUUGAGGGUCCUUAACUUGGGGUUUAAUAGAAUAGCUGGUGAGAUACCGGCUUCUUUCUCAGAUCUUGUGAGUUUGGAAGUGUUGAACUUGGCCGGUAAUCAGGUGAAUGGAACAGUUCAUGCUUUUCUUGGGAGGUUGAGAGGGGUGUAUUUGUCAUUUAAUAAUCUUGGUGGGUCCCUGCCGAGUGAAAUUGGAGAGAAGUGUGAGAACCUUCAGCAUUUGGAUUUGUCAGGGAAUUACUUGGUUGGUGAAAUUCCGCAGAGUUUGGGGAAGUGUUUUCAGUUGCGAUCCUUGUUGUUGAAUUCCAAUAUGUUGGAGGAAGUUAUUCCAGCCAAAUUGGGUAUGCUUCAGAAUCUUGAAGUGUUAGAUGUGUCAAGGAAUAGUCUUAGCGGCUCGAUACCGGUUGAGAUAGGAAACUGCACCAAAUUGACUGUUCUUGUGCUUUCAAAUCUAUUUGAUACAUUUGAGAAUGUUCGGAGUGCAAGAGGGGAUUCUCCAGUUGAGCAAUCAAGUUCCAUGUAUGAUGAUUUGAACUUUUAUCAAGGUGGAUUUCCUGAGGCAGUUGCAUCUCUUCCAAACUUGAGGAUAUUGUGGGCACCACGGGCAACACUUGAGGGCAAAUUACCAAGCAAUUGGGGUAUUUGUGACCACUUGGAGAUGCUUAAUUUGGGCCACAAUUUUUUCACUGGAGAUAUCCCUGGUGCACUUGGUCACUGCAACAAAAUUCAUUUCCUUGACUUGAGCUCAAAUCAGCUUACUGGAGAGCUUGCUGAGGAACUCCCAGUGCCUUGUUUGACUCUCUUUGAUGUCAGUGGAAACUCUCUGUCAGGUUUAAUCCCAACAUUUUAUAGUAGGGCCUGUCCUCCUGUGCCUUUCUUAGAAGGGAGCCUCUUUGAAACCUAUGACCCACCUACAGCAUAUUUAUUAUUUUUAACAAACAAAGCUCAGGUUGGAACCCCUUUGCCAUUACUAGGAGGAGAUAAUAUCCUUGCAGUAUUUCACAAUUUUGGAGUGAAUAAUUUCACUGGCAGUCUGCCGUCCAUGGCAAUUGCACCUGAAAGAUUGGGGAAGCAAACUGCUUAUGCUUUUUUGGUGGGAGAGAAUGAACUUAAUGGACCUUUCCCGGGGCACUUCUUUGAGCAAUGUGAUAGAUUGAGUGCAGUAAUGGUCAAUAUCAGCUACAACAGAAUGGCUGGUCAGGUUCCAGCUGACAUUGGUACCAGGUGCAAUUCUCUUAAAAUUCUGGAUGCAUCUGGGAAUCAGAUUGUUGGGCCCCUUCCCCUCAGUGUUGGGGAUUUGAUGUCUCUUGUUGCUCUUAAUUUGAGUUGGAACCUUAUGCAUGACCAGAUACCGACUAGUCUCGGGCAGAUAAAGAGUCUAAAGUAUCUUUCUCUGGCUGGUAAUAACCUCACUGGCUCUAUACCUUCCAGUUUGGGUCAGUUGCAGUUAUUGGAAGUGCUGGAUCUUUCUUCAAAUUCUCUCACUGGUGUGAUUCCAAAUAAUCUUGAGAACUUGAGAAGUUUGACUGCUCUUCUACUCAACAAUAAUAACCUCUCCGGACAUAUUCCCUCUGGUUUGGCAAAUGUGUCCACACUCUCAUCAUUCAAUGUGUCCUUCAAUAACUUGUCUGGGCCAUUGCCCUCAAGUAAUAAUUUGAUGAACUGCAGUAGCGUUCUUGGAAACCCUUAUCUAUAUCCUUGCAAGGCAUUUUCCCUGACAGUUCCAUCUUCAGAUAUGCGGGGGGUUGCGGAUCCACUGAAUUAUGCUGCAGGCCCAGUGGAAAGUCCAGUAAGUAGUGGGAGCCCUGGCUUCAAUUCAAUUGAGAUAGCAUCCAUAGCAUCUGCAUCGGCUAUUGUGUCAGUUCUUUUAGCUCUGAUUGUCUUAUUCUUCUACACCAGAAGAUUGAAUCCACAAUCCAGAAUAGGUUCUACCAGAAAGGAAGUAACAAUUUUCACAGACAUUGGAGUUCCAGUAACAUUUGAGAAUGUUGUACAAGCCACAGGAAAUUUUAAUGCAAGCAACUGCAUUGGGAAUGGAGGUUUUGGGGCAACUUAUAAGGCUGAGAUCUCACCGGGAGUCUUAGUGGCAAUAAAACGGCUUGCUGUCGGACGGUUUCAAGGGAUUCAACAGUUCCAUGCUGAAAUUAAAACCCUUGGAAGGCUUCGGCAUCCGAAUUUAGUCACUUUAAUUGGUUAUCACGCAAGUGAAAUGGAAAUGUUCCUCAUUUACAAUUAUUUGCCUGGGGGCAAUUUGGAAAAUUUUAUCCAGGAAAGAUCCACAAGGGCUGUGGAUUGGAGGAUACUUCACAAGAUUGCUUUGGAUGUUGCCCGUGCUCUUGCCUACCUUCAUGAUCAGUGUGUACCACGUGUCCUACAUCGUGAUGUCAAGCCCAGCAACAUCCUGUUGGAUGAUGAUUUCAAUGCUUAUUUAUCCGACUUUGGCUUGGCAAGGCUUCUAGGCACUUCUGAAACCCAUGCCACUACCGGAGUAGCUGGGACAUUUGGAUAUGUUGCUCCAGAAUAUGCAAUGACUUGCCGGGUUUCUGAUAAGGCUGAUGUCUACAGUUAUGGGGUUGUACUUCUUGAGCUACUUUCGGACAAGAAAGCUCUAGAUCCCUCAUUUUCCUCGUUUGGCAAUGGUUUUAACAUUGUCGCAUGGGCGUGUAUGCUCUUGCGGCAAGGUCGGGCCAAGGAGUUUUUCACGGCUGGAUUAUGGGAUGCAGGCUUUCACGAUGAUCUGGUAGAGGUUUUACACUUAGCAGUUGUAUGCACGGUUGACUCUCUUUCUACUAGGCCAACAAUGAAACAAGUUGUACGGCGGCUGAAGCAACUCCAGCCUCCUUCAUGCUAGUGUCUUCAUAAGACUUUGUUCGUUAACAUAGUUAUUUGUAGAAGGUAAGCCCAUUGUAAUUUAUGCUUCUCAGGCUGUAUUGUCCGUGGCUGCCUUGUAGGUAGAGUUCUCAACUGUAGUUAAUUCCACUUGUAAAUUUUAUUGUAAUUUUGCACCAAUUUUUCUAUGCCAUUUUUCUGAUUGGGGGCCUUACUGAUGCAUCUGCAGAAGAAUGCAGAUGCCUGUUUCAACUUACACAUGUAAUUUUAGUAUCAUUUGUUGUUUAAUAAAACCAUCGAAUAUUGUUACUUUCUGAGAAA
Molecule: messenger RNA, 3993 nt
Organism: Mangifera indica (mango)
Lineage: Eukaryota; Viridiplantae; Streptophyta; Magnoliopsida; Sapindales; Anacardiaceae
Product: LRR receptor-like serine/threonine-protein kinase RPK2
Exons: 1
Coding region: 254-3694 (1146 amino acids)
Biological process (GO): protein phosphorylation
Molecular function (GO): ATP binding; protein binding; protein kinase activity
Source: RefSeq, a predicted model, not a curated record